Monascus purpureus is the source of this 471-nucleotide messenger RNA. NCBI's taxonomy places the organism in Eukaryota, Fungi, Ascomycota, Eurotiomycetes, Eurotiales, Aspergillaceae. The record is from the annotation of a GenBank genome assembly.
AUGGAUUCAAGGACCCCAUCAAGCAUGUUCCGAGACAAUGCAAAUCUGAAGUCUAUCAAACAAGAUCUAUCGAUCUUUGUCAGUGUUGGUGGCUGGGACUUCUCGGAUAAUGGCACUGCCACCCAGCCACUAUACGGUGAGAUUGCAGCUGACGCUGGAAAGAGGCAAACAUUUGCAAAUAACGUGGUUCAUUUCAUGAAGCAAUAUGGCUUUGAUGGUCUUGAUAUUGAUUGGGAAUAUCCAGGAGCUCCAGAUCGAGGUGGUAAACCAGAAGACACAGAGAACUUUGUUAAACUUCUACAGACUCUGCGACAGACAUUUGAUGCCAGUGGAAGCAAAUUUGGUCUUACAUUCACAGCACCCUCGUCAUACUGGUACCUUCGCUGGUGCGAUCUGAACAACCUGGUCAAAUAUGCUGACUGGAUUAAUUUGAUGAGUGUAAGUAUCCUAGGGUUUUGGUUACAGCCCUAA